CUGAAGGAGUGAGCGUACUUCAUCUCCAUCACGUAGAAAUACCCAAAGUGCUUCAGACGUGAAUGGAAACUGCUGCUGUUGGGAAACAAAUUGAGAAAUUUUCACUGAAGUUGCUUAAUCGCAGUAAUCCGGAUGCCCGAGCAGCUCUUUGUUGUUCUGAGGGUUGACGACAGCAAUGAGGGUUCAGCUGCGGCCAAUCGGAGCAGCUCUGACCAACUCUGACUCCGCCUCCCACGCAAGCAUCUGACACUUCCUGCGUUUCUACACUUUAAAAAGUUCUGUGCUUGCUGUGCUAAGAGUUAAGAUCUUCGAUUUGGGAAUAUAAAAGUUAUUUCUCUUAUGUAUUGAACCGAUCAUGUUCGGGACAUAUUAACAGUGUGUGAUUGGCAACACAUGAGGCAGGUCCACGCUGAUCAGUCACUCUGUCCUGCACCUGUCCACAGGUGUGCAUCACGCCUCUGUCCCUCAGCCGCUCACAGAUCUGACCCUGGACCAGCCGUUAUUAAUCGCCUGUGCUCCUCCCACUCAGACCAUAAAAGCAGCUCUGAGGAGACGGCUGGACUUUACUCCCCUCAGCAUGUUCCCCCUGCGGCUGCUCGCUCUGAUCUUCAUCUCCUCAGCGAGAGGACAGGAGGAGGAGGAGGCAGACGGGCAGGCACGAGGCGGGACGGACAGGAAGUGUGAGCUGACCCUCAGGAGGGGAGACCUGCUGGAGGUUCCCAGGACUCUGUUCACUCACUUCGGGAUCUACCUGGGCGGAGGCAGAGUCGCUCAUUUCAUCCCGGACAUCAUGCCCGUCGUCUGCGGCGACCACAGUCGGAUCAAACGGAUGGUCACCAACAACAGGCUCAUACUGGGAGUCCUGGCCAAGUGUGGCAGCAUCAGGGUGGACCCCGUGGACGACUUCGCCUAUGGCUCACGGAUACUCGUCAACACCAUGGACAAGGUGUGCAGCCGCCCGGCGCUGCAGGGGGAGGAGGUGGCCAGGAGGGCCGAGAAGCUGCAGGGUCACGUGACCUACAGCCUGCUGUGGUACAACUGCGAACACUUCGUCAUGUACUGUCGAUACGGCACCGUCAUGAGCUUCCAGACGUUUCAGUUCUGUAAGACAGUGAGGAAGUUGCUGCUGAGUCGGCGCGUUGCCAAGGCGACGGCGGUGCUGGGGGCGUGUCUGCUCCUCUACCUGAGAGCCGUGAACACCUGCUCCGCCCUGCUGGCCGUCCUGCUGCCUUUUCUCGUCUGGAUGGCCUCCUAAACACACGGACACCAGUGAACUAUUACUAUUAUUAUUUUUGUUGUAAUAAUAAUAAUUCUCACUAUUAUUCAGUGAAUACGUAAGAUCAGGACGCAUUGUUGUCGUUUGAGGUCUGCAGUCUAACGUGAUGAAAAUUUACAAACACGUGAGGUUAACGUGUAAAAAAGUAAACCAGUGACAGUCUAAUAAACAUCUUUUUCUGAUA
This is a messenger RNA of Scatophagus argus, 1460 nucleotides long. It is a transcript of the gene lratb.2, whose product is annotated as lecithin retinol acyltransferase b, tandem duplicate 2. Gene Ontology annotation, molecular function: phosphatidylcholine-retinol O-acyltransferase activity. The record is from RefSeq and is a predicted model, not a curated record. Gene Ontology annotation, biological process: retinol metabolic process. The transcript is spliced from 5 exons. The coding region runs from base 578 to 1255 and encodes 225 amino acids. NCBI's taxonomy places the organism in Eukaryota, Metazoa, Chordata, Actinopteri, Scatophagidae.